AUGUUCCAAGCCGCGCUCACCCGCAGCUUAAGCUUCUUCACGACGCGCUUCUCCGAGCCGCCCCCGGAGUCACGCACCGACACCAACGCCAACGCCGCCACACCCUCGCGGUCCAAGACCCCUGACCUCCGCCUCGCGGAGGAAGGCGGUAUCUCUGGCACUGCACCCCGUGCGCUCAACCCCGCUGCCAUGCAGGACGUCAACCUGAAGUACAGUGUAACUGACGCAGGCUCCGGUUCCUCUCGUGCGCCGCUGCGGCUGCAGAGCCGGUUCUCCAGCUCAAGCAGCGAGCGCACCACUUCCCCAAAGCCUCAGGACAAGACGUCCACAGCUGCCGGAUCGUCCUUGCAGGCCGUUUCUUGGCCUCGUGUGCCCGUGGCGGUAGCGCGCAGCAACACGUUCGCCGCCUUCAGGGCCUCCACGGCCGCUCGUGCCCCCCGUGCCGCAGGCACAACUCAACGCCGUCCGGCCCCUAACCCAAUGUCUAACACUGACUCGCUCGAGAGCCUCAGCAUGCUCGGCAGUUGUGGCGAGCUCGGGGGUCCGCGGCCCAAACACGCUGAUACUGCAGUUCCUGAAGACCUGAGUCAUCGUAUCCGUGUAAACAGCGGCCCGACGCCUUUGAUUUGUGUUCGUCCGAUGCAUAUCACGAAAGUGAACUCGGCGGCGAUUUUAAGGGGCUGGGAGGAGCAGGUUGAGAGCGGGCGUGUGCAGUUUGAUUCUGGAUCGGUAAGUGAUGAUGAGUCAGUGAGUGAUUUUGAUUCUGAUCCUUAA
Aplosporella prunicola CBS 121167 is the source of this 774-nucleotide messenger RNA. RefSeq lists its product as uncharacterized. NCBI's taxonomy places the organism in Eukaryota, Fungi, Ascomycota, Dothideomycetes, Botryosphaeriales, Aplosporellaceae. Bases 1 to 774 code for a protein of 257 amino acids. The transcript has a single exon. The record is from RefSeq and is a predicted model, not a curated record.